AUGGGAGUGAGGAAUCAGACGCGAGUGGUGGAAUUCGUCUUCCUGGGCUUCUCUGGCAUUCCACAUGGCCACACCUACCUCUUCCUGGUAUUCUUAGCCAUUUACACGGUCACCGUGCUGGGGAACCUCAUGAUAUUUACUCUGAUUCAACUGGAUUCCCAACUCCACAGCCCCAUGUAUUACUUCCUCAGCCACCUCUCCUGCUUAGACAUUUUCCUCUCCUCCGUCACUGUCCCAAAAAUCCUGGUGAACUUCCUAUGCCAACAGCAGACCAUUUCCUACAAUCAGUGCAUGGCACAGAUGUUCUUCCUAAUCUCUUUCACAGGGACAGAGGCUGUGCUACUGGCUGUCAUGGCCUAUGACCGCUAUGCUGCCAUCUGCAAACCUUUGCAUUACUCCCUUCUCAUGAAUACCAAGGUGUGCACCAUUCUCGCCUUUUCCACUUGGGUCUGGGGCUUCUUAGAUUCUGCUCUCCAUACAGCUCUUGGCUCAAACUUGUAUUUCUGCGGAACCAACCAGAUUCGUACCAUUUUCUGCAAUCUUCCUCCACUGAUGAAAAUUUCCUGCAGUGACACACAGACAAAUGAAGUGGCACUAGGCAUAGCAAGCCUUUUUGUGGGUGCAAUUCCUUUCCUAUUCACUAUUCUCUCAUACGCCUUCAUCUUGUCCUCCAUCUUGAAGAUUCAUUCCACCACUGGCAAGCGCAAAGCCUUUUCCACCUGCGCUUCUCAUGUCAUUGUGGUCAUAAUUUACUUUGGAAAUGGAUUACUGAACUACAAUAGACCAAGCACGGGGUACUCCUUGGAGAUAGACACUCUCAUCUCUACCAUGUUCUGCAUAAUUCCCCCGAUGCUGAACCCCCUCAUCUAUAGCCUCCGCAACAAGGAGGUAAAGGGGGCCCUGAAGAAGGUUCUGGAAGCCAGAGGAAGUCUACACGUCACCACACUAUAA
This is a messenger RNA of Eublepharis macularius, 951 nucleotides long. Its product is annotated as olfactory receptor 5V1-like. Gene Ontology annotation, molecular function: olfactory receptor activity; G protein-coupled receptor activity. Gene Ontology annotation, cellular component: membrane. The record is from RefSeq and is a predicted model, not a curated record. Lineage: Eukaryota; Metazoa; Chordata; Lepidosauria; Squamata; Eublepharidae. Gene Ontology annotation, biological process: G protein-coupled receptor signaling pathway. Bases 1 to 951 code for a protein of 316 amino acids. The transcript has a single exon.